AUGGAGCCGGAGGCCCGCUCCAGAGAGCGUGGAGCCAAGGGGCAGGACGCGCGGGGACUGGGCACCCAUCCGUGGCCGACCUGGAGCGCGCGGAGACCCGGCACCCUCCAGGCCGCGGUGGAGGUGCGGGAGGAGAAGACGCCGGGGAGGAGCCGACGGCUCCGGACUCGUUCGCUCUGCCAACUGAGAAACUCCUCUGUGUCAGCCUCUUCCUCGGCGCCCGGCAGGGUCUCAGCCCUAAAAAUUCAGCCAGAUGCAGAGACCCAGGUGGCCCUCCACCCUCCCGAGGCCCUGCGGGGGGGCAGGUGGUCAGCACUCUUCCACUCCCUACUCUGGGAGUCCCAAAGAGCAGGUCGCACUCUGCUUUUCGCUCAGUUGCUGGGACCGUGCGAGAAUGUUUCCAUCCAUGCUCUUUCUGUGCUGUUUGAUUUCUCUCCUCAAUGUGCGUGCUGUGUACUCAGGAGAGCAAACCUUGGGUCCCCCGCAGAGCUGUCGCUGCGACAAUCCUUUCAGUGCAGAAGCAGGUGGGGGAUCCACCCUCGUCUGCGCCAACCCGCAGGUUCUUUCAUCUGCUGUGCCCAGCGCCAUGCUCUGUUAGACCCUCCCCGCUGCGCCUGCCGGGUUACCAAUGCCCAGGCCUCGAGGGCCCUGGGAAAGUCUGAGCCCCUUGAAGCCAGGAUUCUGUCGCCCUUUCCAGAACGUUGCAGACCUUCAGAUUUGGGUCAGAACAGUGACGCCAGCCUUCCUGGGCCUCCAGCUUGCAGAUGGCAGAUUGUGGUGAGGGAGAGUAGGGCAAAGUUCACAAGUAUUGGCACCAGGAGCCUGAGAUACGUCUUCCCUUUCCCGAACCCGGAGAAAUAG
Molecule: messenger RNA, 861 nt
Organism: Microcebus murinus (gray mouse lemur)
Lineage: Eukaryota; Metazoa; Chordata; Mammalia; Primates; Cheirogaleidae
Source: RefSeq, a predicted model, not a curated record